This is a messenger RNA of Hippocampus zosterae (dwarf seahorse), 2046 nucleotides long. RefSeq names its product inflammation and lipid regulator with UBA-like and NBR1-like domains (gene ilrun). The record is from RefSeq and is a predicted model, not a curated record. Gene Ontology annotation, biological process: macroautophagy. Gene Ontology annotation, molecular function: ubiquitin binding. The transcript has 5 exons. Lineage: Eukaryota; Metazoa; Chordata; Actinopteri; Syngnathiformes; Syngnathidae. Bases 160 to 966 code for a protein of 268 amino acids. Gene Ontology annotation, cellular component: phagophore assembly site.
CUGUUGCAACGUCAAACUUCGUCCCCCUUGUCGUGCCAUGCGCAUUGACGCUUGUUGUUGUGGCGGUGGAGCACCUUGUUAUGGCUAGAAGAGGCCUCGGACCUGACUGAGAGAGGCUUCCCCCCACCCCUUACCCCGCCCUCCUCCCCCGCCACCCUCAUGGAGGGCACGGACAUGGACGUGGACGCGGAGCUCAUGCAGAAGUUUAGCUGCAUGGGCACCACGGACAAGGACGUCCUCAUCACGGAGUUCCAGAGGCUACUGGGCUUCCAGCUCAACCCUGCCGGCUGCGCCUUCUUCCUGGACAUGACCAACUGGAACCUUCAGGCUGCCAUAGGCGCAUAUUAUGACUUUGAAAGUCCCAGCAUCAACACACCAUCCAUGUCGUUUGUGGAAGAUGUGACGAUUGGAGAAGGCGAAUCGGUCCCGCCGGACACGCCCUUCACAAAGACCUGGAGGAUACAGAACUCGGGCGUGGAGUCAUGGCCGCCGGGCGUGUGCCUCAAGUACAUCGGCGGCGACCAGUUCGGUCACAUCAACACGGUCAUGGUGAAGUCUCUUGAGCCUCAAGAAGUGGCCGACGUCAGUGUGCAGAUGAGGAGUCCCUCCUCGCCCGGCAUGUACCAAGGCCAGUGGAGGAUGUGCACCGCCGCCGGCUUGUUCUACGGAGAUGUGAUCUGGGUGAUCCUGAGCGUGGAAGUGGGCGGCCUCCUGGGCGUCACGCAACAGCUGUCGUCCUUCGAGACAGAGUUCAACACGCAGCCUCAGCGUGACUUGCAGGGCGACUUCAACCCCUUCGCCUCGCCGCAGAAGAACAAGAGAGACUCUGACGGCAGUGAAGGCUGCACCGAGAACACCGCGACUCAUAAUAUCGCCAACAGGACGUCCAAUGGCCUGCAGACCAAUCUGACGUCUGUCACACGUGGACAGGGUGUUCAUGGACCAUAUCCUUUUGGACAGAGCUAGAAUGGCUCUCACCUCUGGGAGUCCUCAAAGGGGAGCGCCGGAAGAACUGUUGUUUUCCAACAACUCUCCACAAAUGCCCCCUUCGCCCGCGGACGGCGGCGGUGGCCAAACGUCCUGCCCGCACGCGUCCGCGCUUGUUCCAGAUAGAUUUUUUUCUUUUUUUUUCUUUGUUAUUUCAAGCAUCCGGGUCAUCUGCACACCGCACACUCUGGCCAUCGCUCGGACGUCCUGACACGAUUUCGGCCUUGAGAAGGCCGCGCGUUCACCUGGAUUCCCUUCAUGCUCACGUAUCCGAUUAGUUCAAGGCUUACCUUACUUCACCUUUCCCGGCCGUCGAUUGCAUCUUAAAUCCCCUCGUAGGCAAACUCUCUCAAAGACAAAAGUGCAUCUGGUCUCACGGAGGGGCCGGGCUGCGGCAUCAUGGGACAAUGUGCGAGUGCCAUUGUUUGUUUUUAGGGUGGGCUUUCCAAAGCGUGCCGAUGUCAUGAGAAAGGUUUGAAAAAGCCAUGUGGGGAAAAAAAUAUAUAUAUUUUGCCUGGUGAGUGGUUGAAUUUUUCCACAUUCGUGUGUUUUUGCUCAGUGUGUGCAUUUGUGCGUGCAUGCGUGUUGCAUUUAAGUGACAAAAGAAAGGGUGUGUGCUUGUGUACCAUUUGAAGAAUGCUCCAAACCUGCUCAUGAAUCAUCCACGUUAUUUAUUUGUACUCUUGGUCAGCAGAUGGUGCUAAAAAUCAAACUAAAAUCUCAAGUGCGUGCGUGCGUUCCAAAAAGGUGACGCCGAUUCCGCUUUGAGGGGGAUUCGGCGCUCAAGUUCUGUUACUGCUGUUUGCACAAACAUGAUUUCCAAUGGCUAAUGGUGAUUUUUUUAAAAAUGAUUUUUAGGGGACGUUGGGGGGGCUUGUGGAACGCAACGCAGCGCAUCUUCAUCCCACCCCGGCCUCCCCAAAAGGUUUGUAUUGUUCACAGCUUUAAGGAGGUUUAACACGCACCAAAUGGUCCUCACUAAAGUGACUUUUAUCAUCGUUCUGUCAGAGGCUUGGAAAGUGUAUUUUUGAAUGGAGAAUAAAAUGGGAAAAGUUGUCA